AUGACUGCGUCGUCCCUAACAAGUCUACGGAUGAAUGCUAAAGUGGCAGUGGUAGGUGGUGGAGUAUCUGGACUCUCGUUUGCGUAUUUCCUUAGUAAACUUCGACCUGAUGUUAACAUCACCAUCUACGAGAAAAGUAACAGAGCAGGAGGUUGGAUCUGUACUGAACCUCAGCCAAAAGCUGGUGGCUACUUUGAAAAGGGACCUAGAACCCUUCGAGGAGUUCGUUCGGGUACUUUGCUAAUAGUAGAUAUUCUACGUCGUUUAGGUUUAAGUAAUCAGAUCCAAGUGAUCCCCAAGAGUUCUACAGUCAACAAGAAAUAUUUACUAUACGACGGUCAAUUGGUCCAGACCCCCGAUUCUGCAUUAUCUACCCUAAAAUUCUUGGAAACAGGUAUUUUAAAGGGCGUACCAUUGAGCAUACUACGUGAACCAUUUCAGAAAUCGACUACAAAGAAGGACCAAAUUACGGAUGAAUCCAUAGAAUCAUUUUUUAAACGAAGAUUUGGGAACGCUCGAUUGAUAGAUAACAUGUUAAGUGCCAUUAUUUAUGGGGUGUAUUCUGGUGAUCCUUCCAAGUUAAGUAUUCGAUCAAUUUUCCCCCAAUUAGUUAAGUUUGAAGACGACCAUGGAUCUUUAGUUAGAGGCUGGUUCAAAUCUCGUUCUCAAGCUGAAUCUGAAUCUGUUGAUCCCGAAACCACAGUGUUACGUCAAUAUGAGGAGUCAAUUGCACCUGAAGCAGGCUUGAACUCCUUGAAGUCGCAAUUGAGUUCAUUCUCCAUGCUAAAGUUAAAGGAUGGUCUACAGGUACUACCCACAGCUAUAGCGUCAUAUUUGGAAUCAGAAGGGGUGAAUAAGAAUACGACUACCACCACUAUAGAAUAUGGGACAGACAUAACGGCCAUCGAUCCUAAGAACUUGACCAUUACAACUUCCAAAGAAGGGGUGCCAAAGAAAUUUGAUCAUAUUCGCUCAACAAUCAACAGCAACACGUUGGCAAACUUAAUUGGAAGAAAUAAAGAUACUUUCAAUUUAGAUUAUGCCACGAUUUUCCUUGUGAAUGCUUACUCCAAGUCAGCGAAGUUGAUCAACAAACACGGGUUUGGGUUCUUGGUUCCUCGUAGUACCAAGACUCCCGAAAUGCUAUUAGGAACUAUCAAUGAUUCGGAUAUCGAGCAAAAUAGCGUCCAGUUGUUUGAGAGAGAAUCUUUAGAAGAGACAGAGACAGCACAACCCCUAGACUCAUAUAAUAAAAUAACAUUUAUGUUUGGUGGGCCACAUUAUAAUAGAGAGAUUCCUUCUGAAAAUAUUAGAUUACGGUUAGUGAGGGAAUCAUUGACGAGAUAUUUAGGCAUAGACCUUUCAGAGCAUCGAUUGAUAAUAUUGAAACCAGGUGAAAAAUUGAGUACUCCCAUUAAUGAUUCAGAUAUUGUUAUCUCGUACGCCUUACAACAAGAUUGCAUUCCCCAGUAUAAUGUUGGUUAUGAAGAGAAGAAGACCAAUGCAAUCAAGUGGUUAAAUGAAGUUAGUGGAGGGAAGUUCUCAUUAGGAGGAAUGGCAUUUGCUAAACAGGUGGGUGUACCAGAUUGUGUUUUCAAUGCAUUUGAAGAUGCAUAUUCAAUUUCUGGCAUUAAAGAUGGAAAUUAA
This is a messenger RNA of Lizanozyma spartinae, 1647 nucleotides long. It is a transcript of the gene HEM14, whose product is annotated as oxygen-dependent protoporphyrinogen oxidase. Gene Ontology annotation, biological process: heme biosynthetic process. Bases 1 to 1647 code for a protein of 548 amino acids. Gene Ontology annotation, cellular component: mitochondrial inner membrane. Gene Ontology annotation, molecular function: protoporphyrinogen oxidase activity, oxygen as acceptor. The transcript has a single exon. NCBI's taxonomy places the organism in Eukaryota, Fungi, Ascomycota, Pichiomycetes, Serinales, Debaryomycetaceae. The record is from RefSeq and is a predicted model, not a curated record.